Molecule: messenger RNA, 1370 nt
Organism: Leptinotarsa decemlineata (Colorado potato beetle)
Lineage: Eukaryota; Metazoa; Arthropoda; Insecta; Coleoptera; Chrysomelidae
Source: RefSeq, a predicted model, not a curated record
CUGUGAAAUUUCAAAAUAGAUUCUCGAGCUGUUAGUUCGUUGACAAAGUGCACGUUAGUUGGAUUAACCGAUCGCAUUUUUUAACGGGAGCAAAAGCGCGCUUUUCUUCGUUAACGGAAACGAUAUUCGUUUAUUUUUUGGUGAUUUGGUUAAUCGAUUCAGUGUACUCGGUUCUUGGUUCCUUUUUCAAGCGAUGGAUUUACUCUACUUUUUCACGUUAGCAAUUAGUUUUAUAAGUUACGGUUCAGCAACGUUGAAAAUAAAAAAAGUGAACCUACCAGAAUCCGUAGAACUUGGCUCAACGAACGAAAUUAUAAUGGACUGCGACUUCGAAGCUAACAAUGAAACUGACUUGGAGGUAAAAUGGUUUUACAAUGGGGAAAUAGAACAAAUUUACCAAUGGAUCCCAGGAAAUCACCAAGGAUUUGGAAUGAAUCGAUUGAAAAAUAGAUUAGAUCUCAAGUAUAGUGUAUCAAACGAUACAAACACCAAGUACAGGGCUUUGAGGAUAACGAACAUAACUCAGGAUUUGUCUGGAAAUUAUACGUGCAAAGUUAGCAGUUUCGAUAGUGAGGAUUCCAGGACGAAACAGCUCAUUAUUUAUUCUCCUGCAAAAACACCUCUGGAAGUUAUUCUGUUUGAAAAAGAAGCUUUUGUGAUUUGCACGACUAGCGGCAUAUAUCCUGAACCACAAGUUGAUUUCUACAUACAAAAACAGAAUGGCACUCAAGAAGAUAUAAAUGAAGACAUAGAUACUGAUAUAGAUGGAGAGGGAUACUACAAUGUAACUGCCAAGCAUCGGUUUGACAAUUACACAUUGAAUGGACCCACAAAAUUCGUUUGCAAUGUGAGCAUUGCUGGGACUGAUUAUUAUUUAUCAAGGACACUGGAAUAUCUGAAUCAUUCUAACAAAAAAGUUGAGGAAGAAUUUUUAGUGACAGCAAAUGCUACAAAUGCGUCAAGUGUCGAAGAUAUCAUCUACAUUAAUUCCAUCAAUUUGACAGAAAACACCGCAGUGGUUCACACAUCUUCUGCCUUCUUCUCCCUCUCCCUGGCUGUUUUACUGUUGGUGAUUUUUUCCAAGUGAAUGUCCACAACAUUUUUUAUUAUUUUGUGAUAAUUUUACCAAACUGUAAAGCAUACUUUGUAAAAAUGUAAUAAAUUGUACAUAAGAUUCUUAUUGUAAGAAAAUACCUCACACACUUAUUUUCUGUACGAUUCAUACCAAAGGUAUUUAACAAGUAUGUAUAUAUCUAAAUACUGUACUGCAGUAAUUGUUACUUUGUUUUUUAUUUUGUCUGUGGAUACUAGUCUCCAAAAAUAUAUUUUAUAUUCAAUUUACCAUAGGAAAUAAACAAUAAAUAAAAUAA